AUGACAGAAUACGAGAAAUUGAAUCAUAUGCGAAGACUAUCUGAGAACCACCCGUUCAACCACAAAACUUACUAUUUGCCGCAUCAUGGUGUACUGAAGCCGGACAGCACUACUACCAAGCUACGGGUAGUAUUUAACGCGUCAAGCCCCUCAUCCUCAGGACGAUCAUUAAAUGACAUAAUGCAUACAGGAGCAAAUCUAAAUCCAGACAUUCUCGGCGUACUAAUCUGGAUACGCAGACACACGCAUUUAUUCUCCACAGACAUCACGAAGAUGUACAGACAAAUACUGGUCCACCAAGACGAUUGGGAUCUACAGCGAAUCUUAUGUAUGGACGAACAAGGCAACGAAGUCAUUUACCAAUUGACAACAGUCACAUACGGAACCAGAGCAGCCCCAUUCUUGGCUGUGCGAACACUCCUCCAACUCAUAGAUGACGAAGGAGACAAUUACCCACUCGCUAUACCUUCUCUCAAAUACGGAAGAUACGUAGACGAUAUCUUUGGAGGUGCAGACAAUCUAAACCAAUUAGUGGAAACAGCAACACAGUUACGGGAUCUCUGCACGGCGGGCGGAUUCCCAUUGACAAAAUGGCACUUCACUAACGAAGAAGUAAUCACCGCAAUGAAGACACAACAAAAUCCUGAACAGCCAGUAAACUUAAGCGAAAAUACUACCAAAAUUCUAGGACUACAAUGGAGAUCACACGAAGACGUUUUCACAUUCUCAACAACAUUGGCCCCUCACGCAACUACCGUCUCAAAGCGCACCAUCCUCUCUGACAUUGCAAAAAUAUUUGAUCCAUUGAGAUUCACAUCACCAGUAGUAAUACGAGCCAAGAUACUACUUCAAGAACUAUGGCUUCACACAGUCAGAUGGGAUGAACCCCUCGCAAACGAAGUCAUCAACCGAUGGCACACCAUCAGAAUGGAGCUACAAUGUUUGAAUGAAAUAACCAUACCUCGAUGGUUCAAAACAGAAGAAUCAUCCAUGAUAGAACUACAUGGAUUUGCUGACGCGUCACAACUAGCAAUAGCUACCGUCAUUUACAUGGGUCAAUCAUACGGAGGUUUUUAG
Molecule: messenger RNA, 1077 nt
Organism: Ceratosolen solmsi marchali
Lineage: Eukaryota; Metazoa; Arthropoda; Insecta; Hymenoptera; Agaonidae
Exons: 2
Coding region: 1-1077 (358 amino acids)
Source: RefSeq, a predicted model, not a curated record